GGUGAGUUUUCAUUUGCUCUUUUAUUUUGUUUUAUGUUUGAAAGGAGAUUGGGUCUCUUUAAAAUAGUCCAGAUCAUUUAGAAAACCUUGGAGAUUUUAUUUGAAUGUCUUUAAAUUUCCAUAUCUCUACUCCUUUCAUUUUAGGAAGAAGAAUUAGAAGCCCAGAUUUCCUUCCUUCAAGGGCAGUUGAAUGACCUGGAUGCCAUGUGCAAAUACUGUGCAAAGGUGAUGGACACUCAUCUUGUAAAUAUUCAAGAUGUGAUAUUACAAGAAAAUUUGGAAAAAGAAGAUCAAAUUCUGGUUUCCCUGGCAGGAUUAAAACAGAUCAAAGACAUUCUAAAAGGUUCCCUGCGUUUCAACCAGAGCCAACUGGAAGCUGAAGAAAAUGAGCAGAUUACCAUCGCAGAUGACCACUACUGCUCCAGUGGCCAGGGCCAGAACGAACAAGUUCCUGGAUCCACCAAGCAGCCAACUCAAGAGUCUGGCACUACUGACCAAGCUGGGGAGAACUUGCAAACAAAAUGUUCAGAGAUGCUGAGUCAGCCAGGAUGGCAGCAGGUACAACAGGAGAUCAGAGUGAAGAAAGGCUUCUCACUUGAGCAGGCUUCUGCAGAAACUCCUGGGCUCCCAGACAGAGGGGGCUCUGAUGACUUCAUCCUGGUUUCAAAAGAAGAUGAGGGGGGCAGUGCCAAGGGGCACUUCUCAGGUCAGGCUCAGCCUCUUCGCACCCUCAAAAGCACAUCUGGGAAAAGCCGGACCCUGGCCUGCUCUCCUCUGGUGUUCUCAGAUCCCCUGAUGGGCCCAGCCUCAGCAUCCUCCAGCAACCCCAGCUCCAGCCCUGAUGACGACAGCAGCAAGGACUCUGGCUUCACCAUCGUGAGCCCCCUGGACAUCUGACCACAGGGACCCAGUCUCCCCUUCAGGGGCCUCCCUAGGGGAGACCCCUCUGAAACCAGUGCUGCUUCCCCAGCAUGCAUUUGGCAUUGGUACAGCCCAUUGGAACCCUUUAGAAAGAAGCAAAUACACCUAUGUUCACAAAAAUGCAGACAGGACUUUCUGGGCCCUUACCUGACCCCACCCCAAUUCUUGCUCUGAAUUAGAGCCAGACUAAGUACCCAGAACCAUACUCUGAGAAAAGACCAAGCCACAAUAUGAACCACUUUUCCCCAACUUCUCCUCCCCAACUGAGAGUGUCUGACAAUGCCAUCAGUUACCUUUAGGAGGAGGUGGACAGCUUCCCUCCCUCAAAGCAUCAGCCACCGGGAAAGUAGUUGAUAUCGAGAGUGCUUUCUCUGUAGAAAUCUGCCUCAUAUUACUUAGUUCCUACCUAGGGAAGCCAUAUAGCAGAGCCAAGUGCAAUAGAAUGAACUAGAACAAGGGAUUCCAGGACAUGGAAAAACCCAUUACUCAAUUACUGACCUCUCAAAGUUAUGAUUUCUAGAAACUGGGUCUAAAGUUAAAUUACACCAUACCUCAAAACAACUUUUAAGAUUCUUUUGAUUUGUUAAAGAAGACAUUUAAAAUCCUCAGACCUUAUAGUUCCUCCUUAAACAAUUACAUUUUACUUUUUAGAAUCUUUUACAGAAAACAAGGUCACUUUAAGCCAUCUUUACUAUACUGACUUCAUAAGUUGCAAGAGUAUUACUAUCCUUGAAUUAAAAAAAAAGUGACCCUGACUCUAAGGGAUACACAUCUUUCAGUCAAAGUGUCUCUGGUUUCAGAGCUGUAUUUUACUGAGAAGUAAAGGGGGAAAGCCUUGUUUAUUCCUAUCUAUAGUCAGAACCCCUUAGUGGCCUUAUGGUAGCAGUGACAGGGAAUUGGACCUGGAGUCCUUUCUCUAGGGAGCAGGGCUUCCUAGAGAACAUUCCAGGUGCUGGGAUGUUUCCUCCCUGGGAGGGAGGAAGGAAUUGCAGGGCCUGUGCUCAGCUAUGAACUCCUGUGUCCUGGGCACCACCACCAAGACCAGGUCUGACAGUAUAUACUGGUACUUUCCUGGGCUUCAACACAGAUUGGAGACCAGCUCCCUCAGCUGGCAGUUUAGGAACACACAGCAUCACCUAAGCUGUUUCUCUCUGUAAACGAAAAGGACCCAAGAAGGACACCUCUCCCCUGCACCUGAGCAGGUACUCUGCCAGGGACAAGUAGGGACUGCAGAUGGACAUGGGGCCUGUUUUGCUUCCCAGAGUAAAGAGCAGCCCUUGCAGGGAGGCCUGGCUCUCCUCAGCAGAUGGCAGUGGCAGUCUUCAUGGUAACUUUAAAUGAAAAGCUAAGUCUGAAAGAAGACUCCAUUUAUGUCCCUCCCACUGAUAACCAUAUAUUUCUCUACAGCAAAUGUAAUAAUGACAUGAUUUCCCACUCGAUCUCUAAGAAAAUGGUGAUGACUCUCAAGUCAGCUACUGCAGAGGUGGUUCUAAUUAGCUCUACAAUUUGCCCUUAAUUAACAGAAAUCCCCUCUCACCAGCAAUGUGAGGUUAAUGACUGGUUUGGCCAGAUGGUGGGGUGUCUGUCCUUCCAUGACUGGGCAACUGCUUAACAGUUGCACCAGUUAGCUCCCUGGUACCUGAGUCUGGUCCUCUCAGCACCUCUGAGUAAACUGUUCCGGGGCACGUCCCUGUGGCGACACUUUGUAAGCUCUAGGUCUUUGUGCAGUGGGCAGCCUCACACCUGUGCAGGGGUCACUUUCUCAUAAAGGACUUGGGAAGGUGUCAGAAGUUCAGUUCUAGGAAGUACAGAAUUGUCCUCUGCUCACUCCCACAUCUCCUUUGCCCUGGGAAAUAGAGGGAUAGCUGGGUGUCACUGGCCACACAAGAGCCACUGCCACCCACCAAGCCAAGAAGGUUCCCUGCAAUUGGCUGGGCAUUUAAUCAUCACCAGAAACUCUCAGCCCUGUACAUAUGCUAAGGGAGGGUCCUCUCCAUCCUGUACUUCUGUGCUGGUGCCACAGGAGCACUCGGAGGUGCUGCCUCUGUGAGCCCACUCCCUUCUCAAAGGAAACGUAGGAGGGGAGCCUGUAAUGCAGCACCAGCCUCAGACCCCACCCCACAGGUUCAGAGGUAGAGCAAUGUAGGAGUAGUGUUUUUUUUCUAAGUGACUUUUUUUAUUAUUAUUCUUUGGUGAACAUUAUUUGCAUUUUUUAUUAGUUACAGUGCUAAAGAAUGUGUUCCUUUUUAUUAUUUUAUCAGGUACUUACAUUUAUAUAUUUUUUUAAUCUUGGACAUAUGAGACCUUUUUGUUUUUCUUUACCAAUUGUGGUAAUCAAUGGAAUUCCUCGCAUGUUGUGAUUAUUAGCAGUUACAUUUUAUAUACAUUAAGCUUAGAUUAAUUCCCGCUGUCAUCCACUUUUUUUAUACAUGUCCCCAUGCAUUCCUCUCUAAUGAGAAAUGAAUUAAAAUUAUCUGUGCAUUACAGACUAGAGGAAGAAAAUCAGCUUACUUUGCCUUAUAUUGUAUGUAUGCCAAGGUCAUAUAACACUUUAAACAUUCAGCUAUACUCGAUUAUUCUUGCAAGGAUGAACUCCCCCUUAUGUUCAGUGCCAACUGCAAUCUGUAAAGAAGGACAGCACUGCAGAAUGAAUGUGCUCUGCCCUCUCACAUUUGACUGGGCUGACUCUAGAGCACUGUCCUUUGCAGCACUGAGGAAGCUGCCAUGGAGCUAGGUGCCUGCCACUAGCAGGAACACUGCCUUUACUUUGUCAGAGAUGCUGAGUAGACAUAAAGCUCUGACAGUUAUAGUUGAUCCAAAUUUAUCAGGAGACAGCAUGACAGGUUAUCACUUUUGUUUUUUAAGAAUCACCCGUACGGGUCAUUCAGAACAAGAGAAUGUAUGAAGGACUUAAGUCUCCAGCUCGCUGAAUGGCUAUCCUGUGAGUGCAGGGCUGGUUCCAUUGCUCCUCCCCAGCAGACACAUGCCUGGCUCUGCCCUGUGUGUUCAGUGCAGGAGCAGCAGGGAGCCUUGGGGCAGGGAGAAGUGGCUGCAGGAACAGGGACAGCAACUGGCCAGCCAGGCUCCUUCUCACUGGCCAAAUCACUUUGUCGGUGUUAACUUUCAGUAGCUUCUUCUAGUGGUAGUAGUUCAUGUAAGCAGGCUGGAGACCACGUUGAUAUAAAAAGUUGUCAUGAUAACUUUUCUCUCAGUGGCAUAAUUCACUUGAUUUAUAGAAUUCCCAGUAGUGCCCUCUACAGCAUACAUACCAUGUUUCUCAUCCAUCUUUAUGCUGUAACUCAUACUGAUAUAAGAAACGAUUUAUCCUUUUGGCAAAGUGAUCCCACUCAAUACGGUUAUAAUAAAAGACUAAUGUGAAA
Messenger RNA from Marmota monax (woodchuck), 4301 nucleotides. RefSeq names its product TBC1 domain family member 5 (gene Tbc1d5). The coding region runs from base 205 to 897 and encodes 230 amino acids. Lineage: Eukaryota; Metazoa; Chordata; Mammalia; Rodentia; Sciuridae. The transcript has 5 exons. The record is from RefSeq and is a predicted model, not a curated record.